Messenger RNA from Chanos chanos (milkfish), 4155 nucleotides. Its product is annotated as immunoglobulin-like and fibronectin type III domain-containing protein 1. Gene Ontology annotation, molecular function: protein binding. Gene Ontology annotation, biological process: sarcomere organization. The record is from RefSeq and is a predicted model, not a curated record. Gene Ontology annotation, cellular component: M band. The transcript has 20 exons. NCBI's taxonomy places the organism in Eukaryota, Metazoa, Chordata, Actinopteri, Gonorynchiformes, Chanidae. Bases 1 to 4155 code for a protein of 1384 amino acids.
AUGCUGAAGAAACUUACUGAGAUUAAGAAGGAGAGAGAGGAGGAGCAGCAGCAGUAUGUUAAAUACAUUCGUAACCUCAGGCACAUUGAGGUAAAGGGAGAUGGAACUGCUUCCUUUGCGUUUGAUUUGGAACUGAAAGACCUCACCUGUCGGAUCUUCCUUUACAAGGAUGGUGUGAUGAUCCCUUACAGUGAUGAUAUGGAAAUGAAACACUGUCUACGAACUGUUGAUAAGAAGCUGGUGUUCACAAUUAAAGACCUUAUGCCUGAAGAUGCUGGAGUCUACCAGGUGGACGUUGAGGAAGUUAAUGUGUUCUCAACUGAAUUCAAAAUUCCAAAUGUGGAUUUUAUUGUGAAGAUCCAGGAGGUGAAAGCCAUGGAGAGAGAGGAUGCACUGUUUGAAUGUGUUUUGUCUCAGCCGCUUCCCAAGAUCGGAUGGUUGGCUAAAAAUGUCCCCCUUGAGAAUGGAGACAAAUACCGCAUCACCGUCUCAGACGACAAACUCAUUCACAGGUUGCUGAUCAAAGACUGCCUCCAGUUAGACAAGGGGAUCUAUACUGCUGUUGCAGGAAUUAAGACGUGUAGUGCCUGGCUUGUGGUGGAAGAUCCUGGAGUUCAGUUUGUCAGCGGUCUCUCAAAUGUCAAUGCCUUAUUUGGCCAGGCUACUGAACUCAGCUGUAAACUCAACACUGAGAAGGGCGAUGGAACUUGGUUCAAAGAAGGAAAGCAGCUGACAAAUGAAGAUGGAAUCACCAUUGCAAAAGAUGGUGCAUGCCACAAACUCAUAAUCAAUAGUUGUCAAGAGGAGCAUUCUGGGAAAUAUCGCUUUGAGGCUCAUGGUCGUAAAACAGAAGCAAUAGUAACUGUUCAAGAUCCACCCAGGAUUGAUUCCAAGGACUUGUCCAAGUUCUCAGAGCCUGUGACUGUGAAAGCUGGGCAAAAUGCCACAUUCAAGUUACCAUUUGCUGGCCACGAACCAAUAAAAAUUCAGUGGUACAGAGAAGGAGAAGAGCUCCAGGAAGACACUAAUGUCAAGAUUGAGAAGACAGCAACAUAUAGCCGACUUCUCCUGAGCAAAUGCCAGCGCAAACAGACAGGAGAAAUCAAAAUCAGACUGAAAAAUGACUUUGGCACCACUGAGGCUGUCUCUAAACUCAGUGUGCUUGUAUUUCCUGGGGCUCCUGCUGCUCCCAAAGUGGUUAGUGCCUUUGCAGAGUGCAUCACCCUGACCUGGACAGCCCCCUCCAACACAGGAGGCUCUCAUAUCCUGGGAUACAACCUGGAGAAACGCAAGAGAGGCAGCAACCUCUGGAGUGCUGUCAACCCCAGCAACGAACCUAUUCAAGAAAAAAAAUAUGCAGUGAAGGAUGUGGUUGCUGGUAUGGAGUAUGAGUUCAGAGUCUCAGCCAUUAAUGCAUCUGGUGUUGGGGAGCCCAGUGUCCCAUGUGAUUUUGUGACUGCCCGAGAUCCAAAGAAGAGCCCAGGAAAAGUGCGGGACCUGAAGGUUACAGAGGCCACCUACACCAGUGUAUCCCUGUCAUGGACCAAACCAGUUGAAGAGAGAGGAGCACAGGAUGAAGCUAAAGGUUACUUUGUGGAGAUUAGGCCAGCAGAGAGCCUAGAAUGGAUUCGUUGUAACACAAGCCCAAUCAUCCUGACCUCCCUCACAGUUAAAGGUCUUAAGUCUAUGGCCAUGUACUGGGUCAGAGUCCUAGCCACCAAUGAAGGCGGAGAUGGCCCACCCCAAGAUCUGGACAACUACAUCCUGGCAAUGCCCCCUCCUGUGAGGCCAAGGUUUACAGACCGCAAUCUGAAGAGUUUCAUGGUAGUGCGCGCAGGCAACACUGUUCGGAUCACGGUUAACUUUGAGGCAUCCCCAGUUCCUGAUGUGGAGUGGCUGAAGGAUGGUGUUCCUGUGUCCAAGCGAGUCACCAUUAGUAACUCUGAUGGAGCAUCCCAGCUCCUGAUUCCCUCCUCUGAGCGCACCGACACUGGUACUUACACCAUUGCUGUGAACAACAUGGUGGGUCAGGAGACCUUCAGUAUAGAGGUCAGAGUCACAGAUGAACCGAAGCCACCAGGCCCUGUGGAGUUGGAAGAAAAUGUCCCAGGCACAGUGACAGUGACCUGGGAGCCAUCUCCAGAUGAAAAGCGUGAUGAUCGUCUUCACUACAUGGUCUCUCAGCGAGAUUCCACCAAACGAACCUGGCAUAUGGUGGCCGACCGACUCUUCAACAAUAAAUUCACUGCCUGUAACAUCAUGGCAGGGCGUGAAUACCACUUCCGUAUUUAUGCCAAGAACGACAUGGGCAUGUCUGCUCCUUCUGAGUCACCCACCUGGGGCACAAACAGAAAGAGAGAGAAAUUUGUCUUAAAUUUGCCACACUAUAAAGACUGUGACCUGCAAAGUGCACCAUCAUUCCUGGUUCCCCUGAAGUUUCACACUGCUCCAAAAGGGUAUGAGUGCUACAUGAGUUGUGCUGUGAGGGGAAACCCCAAUCCCCGUAUCACCUGGUACAGAAACAAUGUCAGUAUCAACACCAACACCAACUACUACAUCUCCAAUACGUGUGGUGUUUGCUCACUGUUGAUUCUACGGGUUGGACCCAAAGAUGUGGGGGAAUACACCAUCAGUGCAGAGAAUGCACUAGGACGGGCAGAAUGUACCACCAAACUCUCUGUCAGAGCGGAUAACCUCAUGGGCAUGCAGAUGAAAAUGGUGAAGCUUCAGUCUUUCCAAGAGGAGAUGAGGAAGGCAAAUGAGAAGCAGCUGGGUCCUGAUGGGUUUGAGCACCGUUUACACACUCUGGAGGAGUCGUACGCACUGGCACAGAAACAGGUUGGCAUGGCACUUGCCACAGCUGAGCAGCUUAAGACCUCUGACCUGCCUGCCCAGGUACUUACUCUGCAUACAGAGAUGAAAGCCCGACUUGCCGAGGUCCAAAAAGCUGCUGUCUCUGCGGAACAGCUGGCCCAGCUCCAGGUCUCUCUCAGGGAAAAGAGUCUAGAGUUUGAAGAAGUGAAACAGCAGGUGGAGGGGCUAGCAGGGGCUAGCACUGAGUUAGCACAGAGUGUGGAGGGUUUGUCAAGUAGCCUGGCGGCUAGUGAGGUCCAGCUGGAGCAGAAGGCAGCUACAGUGGAAGUGCUGAGCUCUCAGAUACAGACACAAACCUCUGACCUUCUGGAACUGAAGAAACUGCUGGCUAACCAACAGAUUCAACUGGAGAAAAGCAUGGAAGAGAUUGCCAUUGUUAAAGAGCUUCUGGAGACUGAACGUAUCCAUAGAUCUCAGCAAGCAAAUGUGGAGGAGCAGUUGAGUUCUGUUCAUCAGAGUCUACAGGAACAGAAUUCAGCUGCCCAGAACCUCCACACAGAACUCAGUGCCCAGCUAGAGUCUAUACAGAGCCAGGUUUCCCAGUUGGAUGGAGGUGACCAACUAGACUCAGAAGCAACAGAACCAGGACCCACAGAGGAGGUUGCAGCAGAGAGGGCUCUAACAGAUGAAGAGGAGACACCAGAAGGAGCAGAGACUGUUCUUUCAGCUGAGGAGGAGACGAUAGCAGGAGCAGAGACUACUGCCUCAGCAGAGGAGGAGACACUACCGGAAGCAGAAAUCACUCUCUCUGAGGAGCAGACAUUGCCAAAGGAGGAUGUACUCACUCCAGAGGAUGAUCAGAUAGCACCUGUCACACAGGAAGAGGGUCUACCAGAGGAGCUGAACCCUGUAGAACUAUUUGAACCAAUCACAGAGGAACAGACUGCUGCUUCAGAGGAAGAGGCAAUGGAGGUGGAACCUAUAGAGCUAGAAGAGCUGAUCCCUGAACAGCAGCCUGCUCCCUCAGAGGAAGAGGAGGAGUCUAGUCAGGAGGUGGAGCAGGAGAACUUUGAAGCUCCCAGAGAGGUGUUGGAGGAGGAGUUUGUGGAGGACCAGAGUGUUGAGGAAGAAGAUGAAAUACAAGAGCCAGAGGAUGAAGAGACUGCCAUGGAAAAGGAAUACAAACAGACAGAUGAACCAGGCAGAAGCUCAGACGGUCUUCAACUGUCCAGGAGAAGUCCAGAGAAAUGGGCAGAACCUGCUCAGGCCCAGUCAUGUGACCUAGCUCAGUGGUGUAACAGACAGAGUGCUGAGGAGGCGGAUAAGGAAUCUUAUGCUUAA